AUGUCAGCAAUGAUUGUUGGCAUGGCCUUGGGAGGUGAAAUUGAUUGCAAACCUUUAAUCAAGAGUGCUUUCGAUAACACUGGUUGUUCCAGCAAGUGUGUUAUGAUUGCUGGAAGUGGAUUGACAUCUGGUGCAACUCAUAUCAGUUUCAAAGGAAAUAUGAUGAACAACAAUGGUGUUUUAGUUCAAAAUGGAAAGGUAGCUUUCCUUUCUAGUGAUUCCUACGCUUGUGAUGCCAAAAAUAGAUACCAACCAUUCCUCGUCAGUGGAUCUACUUCCUUCGAUACCUUCAACCUCUACUCCAAUGGUUCGAUCAGAGCUGGUGACAACAUGUACAACAUGAGAUGUUUUGAGGAGUUUGGAAAUCUCAUUAGUUUCAAUCAUAACGAUAUUCAUCUUUCGUUUAUUUUGAAGAUUAGCGAUCAGUGUGAUCAACUUCAUUUCGGUGAGAGUUGCUCAACUCCAUCAACUACUGGUUCAGCCACCACUGGUUCAGCCACCACUGGUUCAGCCACUACUGGAUCAGCCACUACUGGAUCAUCGACCACUGGAUCGCCAGCUACUUUUACCUUUGAUUUCACUUUGAUCAAUACUUGGGUGAUAGGUGAUGAUGAAUUCUCACAAUAUAAUGUCGAUAUUAAGAAUAAUGGCGCCACCGAUAUCAAGACAUUGGUCUUCUCACAUGAAAACUUUGAGCCAACAGAUAAAUGGAAUGUAGAGUCACUUCCAAAUGGUGAUUUAACUUUACCUUCAUGGGCUGGAAUUGGUGCAGGUCAAAAAUACACAUUUGGAUUCAUCACCAAAUUAGCUACCAAGCCAGUAUUCACAGUAAAAUCCUCUUCUUCAUAA
Heterostelium album PN500 is the source of this 849-nucleotide messenger RNA. RefSeq names its product carbohydrate-binding domain-containing protein. Gene Ontology annotation, molecular function: carbohydrate binding; extracellular matrix structural constituent. The record is from RefSeq and is a predicted model, not a curated record. Gene Ontology annotation, biological process: extracellular matrix organization. Lineage: Eukaryota; Evosea; Eumycetozoa; Acytosteliales; Acytosteliaceae. Gene Ontology annotation, cellular component: extracellular matrix. Bases 1 to 849 code for a protein of 282 amino acids. The transcript is spliced from 2 exons.